Linum trigynum is the source of this 2630-nucleotide messenger RNA. The record is from the annotation of a GenBank genome assembly. NCBI's taxonomy places the organism in Eukaryota, Viridiplantae, Streptophyta, Magnoliopsida, Malpighiales, Linaceae.
CCCUGGUGCAAGCCAUUGCUGAGUUGAUUUCCCUCCUCUCUCCUCGUCUCUACCAAGCUUCUUCCCAACAGCACAAUCCCUUCCAAUGAGGCGCAAGGUUGUCAACAGGUCGACCCACUUUGAUCCUGACCUGAUGAGAAAAACAGGCCGCACGCACCCGUUGGGUCGACCGCUACAAGCUAUCGGGUUGGAGGUCAAAUUGUGUCAUUUUUUUUUUGGUUUACGAAAUGCGCCUAUUUUCCGAAUUUUCUUUUCGCCUAACUCAACCUUUGGAAUCCUUAGUCGAACAUUUGAAUAUUGAUGUUAUAUAAGUGUGUGUGAAUUUUCGGCUAUAUGUUGGAUCUAAGUACGACAUGUUACUUUGGUGUAAUGUUAUAUGUUAUUACUCAUAUAACAUAUGACAUUUGAUAUAAUUUAUCAGGAUAAGUACAAUAUAAUGACUCUUUUCAUAUUUUCGGACUGAAACGGGUGACCCGUUAACCCUUACCCACUAGCUCGACCGGAUCCGGGUCAACCCGCGGGUUGACAACGCGGGAAGAAGAAGACCCGGUUGUUGGUCUAGUGGGACAAAUGCAGGGAAGGCGGAUCACAGUGUACAUCUGAGCAACAAUCCAGUCCUCGGUGGUUGAAUCAACACCGGUAAACAGAUCCGGCCAUCUCACUUUGGCAGCCUAAUACAAAGAAAACCCAAACAAACACACUCCAGGCGACCGAACAGAAGGUGAAGGGAAGAAGAGACGGGAGUGGAGGAGGAGACGGACCUUAACGGCGGAGAGAGAGCUUUCUCCGCAGCUGUCGCAUAGAACUCCAUCGAAAUCCAAGGGGUAGAGAUCACCCAUUUUCUUGAGUCUCUUCUCUUCUCUGCUUCUGCUUCUGUUCCUCAAUUUUGAAGAUAGGAGGAUCGGUCUCUGCCGAUUACCCGCCACUCGCCGGCUCCGUGUAAGUUUUGUCAUAGAAAAGCCUCCCCAUUUAGUGCAUAACCGCAAUCCCCACACACUGCUCUCAAUUUCUCCGUCGUGGACCAGAUCCGAAGUCUCAGUCAUUGCCACUCGGGCGGCCACCCUUCUCCGUCUCUCUGCAGCCUCGAUCGCCAGUCUAGCGGCUAGCCUCCAAGCUUGCAGCUUCCGGACAGCUCCUUUCGCAAUUUGUAUCCGUCUUCGUUCUCUUUUUUUAAUCUGGUAAUCUCGCUGCCUUCUAUUGUUUUUUUUGCUGAAGGACUGAGCCAUCUCAUUUUUUGGGUCUUCUUCGAUUUUGUCGUUUGCUCGUUAACCAUGUUUGGAAAAUUAACUAGACUUAGGUGAGGAACGAACCUUGAUUGAAGCUCAAGAACAAGUUUAUGAAUUUGUUGUCCCAUCUUCCCAAAUUGUGUGGUGGGCAUCUUGUUAAUCAUUCGUAGACCAGUAUUGCCUGUAGAUACUGAACUGAUUCAAAUGGGUUGGCAAUGUGGACUUAAGCUGCAGAUGGGAGAAAUCGAGCAGAAGAGGAAAACAGUGUUUGUGACAGUAGGAACAACGUUAUUUGACGCUCUUGUAAAAGCUGUUGAUACUGAACAAGUUAAACAUGAGUUGCAGCGAAGAGGUUACACCCACCUUCUCAUUCAAAUUGGCCGUGGAUCCUACAUUCCGGACAAGUGUGAAGGAGAAGGUGGAUCUCUUGGGGUUGAUUAUUUCACUUUCUCAUCAAGCAUUGCAGAACAUCUUAGAUCAGCAUCUCUUGUCAUCAGUCAUGCAGGUUCAGGGAGCAUAUUCGAGACUUUAAGGCUUGGCAAACCUCUCAUCGUAGUGGUGAAUGAAGACUUGAUGGAUAAUCAUCAAUCUGAACUUGCUGAAGAACUAGCCGAGAGGAAACAUUUAUACUGCGCACAUCCACAAACGUUGCUUGAGACGAUCGCGGAUAUGAAUUUGGAGUCUCUCCUUCCAUAUCCUGCUGGUGAUGCCAAGCCUGUGAUUAAUUUAAUCAACAGAUUUCUAGGUUUCCCAGAUGAUUGAUGAGCCUGUAGAAUAUUGUGAUUCAAGCAGAAAUUCCAAAGCUUCGCCAUUCAGUUGGAUUUGACUCUGUACAUUUUCCUUGCGCCUAACAUGGAUCUUUGGGUGGAAUUGGGACAGUAAGAUACAGAUUUUGAGUUAAGAGAACAAACUCGCGCCAUUGAAGUAGACUAACUCGGUAUAUGUGCUCUUGAUCUGCAGAACUCGGUACGUUACUAGAAUAUGAGACGAUCAUAUAAGAUUAAUUCGAUGGGGUUCUGGCUUCACUCAACUAUAUACCUGCCAGCCACCUCUCUGAAAGCUACUUCUGCCUCCCCAGCAUCCAUCAUGAGAUGUUGUAAUGUAAAACAGUAGUGGGGGGACUAUAUAGUAUCUGGAUAGGACGAGGCUGAACCUAGCAGUUACCUUUAGCAAAUUGUCAAUCUUGUUGAGAGAAAGUGAACAGACUCACGCCAUUGACGGUAGGCUAAUUCGGUAUGUGCUCUUGAUCUGCAGAACUCGAUGUUACUAGAAUAUGAGACGAUCAUAUAUAAGAUUAAUUUUUGAUAUGUAUCUGAUUGCGCAAAUAUCCCUAACAUUUGGGCUUACUCAUUGCACCACCAUAAACAAAACCAGCACCACCAUAAACAAAACCAGCAAAAGAGA